AUGUCGACGACGCACGACAAUAGCGCCGCUGAGAAAGCCGUGGACACCAAUGACCAUGGAAACCGUGAGCCCGCGUCGGCGCAGAGUUCGCUCUCGUUAGAUAAGGACGUGGCGAUUGGUCUUGUCGGAGAGCAUGCGAGGGAAAUUGACCCUGAGGUCGAGAGACGAGUGCUGAGGAAGAUUGAUUGGUUUCUGAUUCCGGCUAUGAUUGUUGGUUAUGGACUCGUAUACUACGACAAAGCUAUCCUGGGAAGUGCGGUCCUGUUCGGAAUGACCAAAGACCUCUCGCUGAGCGUGGUCGAUACUUCGACGAGACCUCCCACGACGAACACGUCGAGGCUUAGUUGGGCGACUUCGCUGUUCUACUUCGGCAUGUUGGCGGGGUUGUAUCCCAUGACGUUUGCGCUGCAGCGUUUCAAUCUCGGACGUAUCUUGGGCGGCGUCGUUGUGCUUUGGGCUUUGAUUUGUAUGUUGACUGCAGCUGUCUCUACGCACCAAGGUCUGUAUGUCCAGAGGUUCUUCUUGGGAUUCGUGGAGUCUAUCAUCCCCACCGGCUUCAUGUGCAUCGUUUCUGGGUACUACACGCAAGGGGAACAAGCCCUUCGACAGUCAUGGUGGUUCUCAUCCACCGGACUAUUCACCAUCAUCGGCGGCGCUCUCAACUACGGGUUCGCGCAGAUCUCGUCUGGCAGCCUGAAACGAUGGCAGUACAUCUACCUCCUCGCUGGCUGCCUGACCUUCUUAUUCGGCAUUUGGUGCUUCCUGAUCCCCAACUCCCCAGUAUCAGCAUGGUUCCUCACUCCUACCGAGCGCAUCGUAGCCGUCGAACGACUCCGCCGAGGUCAGACCGGCGUCCGGUGCCAGAAGAUCAAACUCUCGCAGCUCAAAGAAGCCUUCCUCGACAUCAAACUCUGGCUCGUCUUCAUCAUGAUGGGCUCAGCGUACACCGUCAACGGCGCCGUAUCCGGCUUCGGGCCCCUGAUCGUGAGCACAUUCGGCUGGUCGACACUCGAGUCCAUCCUCUGGCAAUUCCCGCUUGGCGGCCUCUGCCUCUUCGACAUCCUCCUCUGCGGCUACCUCUCCUCUAAGAUCCCUAACAUCCGCAUUAUCCUGCUCAUCGUCAACUGCCUCCCCGUCAUCGCGGGCUGCGCCAUGAUCUGGAAGAGCAAGUGGACGCACCACGCGCCCACCCCCGUCGCAGGGUACAGCAUCAUCGGCACCUUCGGCGCCGUCGUCAGCCAGACCAUCGUCAUCGGCAUGUCCAACGUCGCCGGCGCAACCAAGAAGUCUGCAAUGGCGGCCGCCAUCUUCGUCGCGUACUGCGUGGGUAACAUCGUUGGGCCGCAGUUGAUUUACAGUCAGACGAAGAAGGACCAUUAUCCUGCGCUGUGGACGGGUUUGAUCAUAUUUUACUGUAUUACGAUCCUGGCUUCAGUGGCAUUGUACGUGGUGCUUUGGAGGGAGAACAAGAAGAGGGAGGGAUUGCCAAUUGACGAGGACGAAAGGGAUAAGUUUGCAUUCAUGGAUCUGACGGAUAAGGAGAACCCUUACUUCAGAUAUGUGCUUUGAGCUAGAGAAAUGGGGAAAUGUAUGUUCAAGACGAAGUAAUUAAUUAGGUUCGUGCCAUAGAUAUUCGAGAGAGUAGAUACAUAUAAUGGUCUUCUGAUGUCAGUAUUCGCGACACACGGACCCCAAUAAACAUACACUCGU
This is a messenger RNA of Aaosphaeria arxii CBS 175.79, 1710 nucleotides long. Its product is annotated as allantoate transport protein. The record is from RefSeq and is a predicted model, not a curated record. NCBI's taxonomy places the organism in Eukaryota, Fungi, Ascomycota, Dothideomycetes, Pleosporales. Gene Ontology annotation, cellular component: membrane. Gene Ontology annotation, molecular function: transmembrane transporter activity. The transcript is spliced from 4 exons. Bases 1 to 1569 code for a protein of 522 amino acids. Gene Ontology annotation, biological process: transmembrane transport.